AUGGCAUCGAGAGACCCGGCAACUGACCAGCUCAUCAAUUUCAAGAAGUCUAUCAAGGGUGAACCUGGUGUUAUAACUACUAAGUAUGGAGCGCCUGUUGGUGUGAAGACAGCGAUUCAAACAGUGGGCAAAAAUGGACCAGCCUUACUUCAAGAUGCUCAAUUCCUCGAUGAGAUAUCUUCAUUUGAUAGAGAGCGUAUUCCUGAGAGAGUAGUACACGCGAAGGGUGCAGGAGCAUUUGGUUACUUUGAAGUAACUAAGGACAUAAAAAAGUACUGUGCAGCGAAAUUGUUUGAAUCAGUAGGCAAGCAGACCCCCGUUGCUAUUCGUUUUUCAACUGUCGGAGGCGAGAGCGGUUCCGCAGACACGGUACGUGAUCCUCGUGGCUUCGCCGUCAAGUUCUACAGCGAUGACGGCGUCUGGGAUUUAGUGGGCAACAACACUCCCAUAUUCUUCAUCAGAGAUCCAACUCUCUUCCCUAGUUUUAUCCACACCCAAAAACGUAAUCCAGCUACUCAUUUAAAGGACGCCGAUAUGUUCUGGGACUUUAUGACUCUCCGUCCAGAAACCAUGCACCAAUUGAUAUACAUGUUCGGAGACCGAGGUAUCCCUGACGGUUACAGAUUUAUGAAUGGAUACGCGUCCCACACAUUUAAAAUGAUCAAUGACCAAGGGGUAGCCCAUUAUGUGAAAUUCCACUUUAAGACCAACCAGGGAAUUAAGAACUUGCCUGUAGACAAGGCAGCUGAACUUGCGUCCUCCGAUCCGGAUUAUUCAAUUAGGGACUUAUAUAACGCUAUCGGUCGCGGCGAUUUUCCCUCAUGGACACUACACAUUCAGGCUAUGACCUUGGAACAGGCUGAGAGCUAUGAAUACAAUCCGUUUGAUGUUACAAAGGUAUGGCCGCACGGUGAAUUCCCCCUUAUUGAGGUCGGUAAGAUGGUGCUCGACAGGAACCCUAAGAACUACUUCGCUGAAGUAGAGCAAGCCGCUUACAGUCCAUCCAAUAUGGUGCCUGGUAUCGAGCCCUCGCCCGACAAAAUGUUGCAAGGCCGUUUAUUCGCAUACAGUGACACACACAGACAUCGUCUCGGUGCCAACUACUUGCAGCUGCCGGUAAACUGUCCUUACCGUACUACUGUACGUAAUUACCAACGCGACGGCCCUCAGAACAUGUCCAACCAAGAUGGAAGUCCGAAUUACUUCCCGAACUCUUUCUCCGGACCUGUGGAAUGUAAGCGUGCGGAACGCCUCCAGCACGUUCAGCCGCUUUCUGGUGACGUUCAAAGGGCUGACUCAGGGCUAGAAGAGAGCAAGGAAAACUUUACGCAAGCUACAGCUUUGUAUAGCCGUGUCUUCUCGCAGGCUGAGCAACUUCGUUGUGCCCAGAAUAUUGCAGGAAACCUAAAAGACGCUGCUGGCUUCAUUCAAGAGCGUGCCAUUAAAUUGCUGGCCCUGGUACACCCACAAUUGGCAGCCGAUGUGACGGCCGCUUUAGCUCCAUACAAAAAAUACCACGCCAGCCUUUAG
Molecule: messenger RNA, 1530 nt
Organism: Pieris macdunnoughi
Lineage: Eukaryota; Metazoa; Arthropoda; Insecta; Lepidoptera; Pieridae
Source: the annotation of a GenBank genome assembly